Messenger RNA from Vespula pensylvanica (western yellowjacket), 2276 nucleotides. RefSeq names its product N-acetylgalactosaminyltransferase 6-like. Gene Ontology annotation, cellular component: Golgi apparatus. NCBI's taxonomy places the organism in Eukaryota, Metazoa, Arthropoda, Insecta, Hymenoptera, Vespidae. Bases 202 to 2022 code for a protein of 606 amino acids. The record is from RefSeq and is a predicted model, not a curated record. The transcript is spliced from 2 exons.
UAACUAGUGGAGUCAACGUUAUUACCGUUGACGGUUUGUUCGGCGCGUAACGUUUGGUCUACCGUUUUUCGCGCAAUGUACAUUAAUAAAUAUAAUUUCAUUUGUAGGAACGAUAGAUGAGAGAUUUUCUCGAUAAAUAGUAUUAAGUGACGUUAAUAAGCUACGUAAUAAGCUAUCAGAUAUGACAGAAGAUCGUUCGAAAUGAUGAGACGAAAUGUGAUAAGUGUCGUUAAGUUCUUCUUUCUAGCGGUAUUUACCAUUUUUCUGACCGUAAUUAUCUUUCGAUAUAUCAGACGACCAUAUCGUGAAUUAACAACCUCACAGAUUCCAUUCGCAUUGAUAGAAAAUGGAGGAAAGCUUCCGAUGGAUUUGAGUCCAAAUGUUAACGAACAGAAUAUAGAUGAGAAGAUCGAUUGGCACAAUUAUAAACAGAUAAAAGAAGAUGCAGAAAGAAGUGGGAUAGGAGAACAAGGAAAGCCAGCCUUUUUAUCUCCUUCUCUUGAUGCGCUGAAGGAAAAAUUAUAUAAAACCAAUGGUUUCAACGCCGCUUUAAGCGAUGAAAUUUCUUUGAAUCGUUCAGUCCCUGAUAUUAGACAUUCUGAAUGUAAGAAGAAGAAAUAUUUGAAGAUGCUCGAUCCUGUCUCUGUGGUAAUCUCUUUCCACAAUGAACACUUUAGCAUUUUAAUGCGCACAUGUUGGAGCGUCAUUAACCGCUCUCCACCUUCGCUUCUCAAUGAGAUUAUACUAGUCGACGAUGCCAGCACAAAGGUAGAAUUAAAAAAGAAGUUGGAUGAUUAUGUGAAUAAACAUAUGCCAAAGGUAAAGAUAAUACGAUUACCAAAACGAUCAGGAUUAAUAAAAGGCCGAUUAGCUGGUGCAAAAAAAGCAGUAUCUAAAAUUCUCGUCUUCCUAGAUUCGCACAGUGAAGCCAAUGUGAAUUGGCUACCACCGCUUUUAGAACCAAUUGCCCAAGAUUACAAAACUUGCGUCUGCCCCUUUAUCGACGUAAUACAGUAUGAGACAUUUAAAUACCUAGCACAAGAUGAAGGCGCUAGAGGUUCUUUCGAUUGGGAAUUGUAUUAUAAACGUCUACCACUACUUCCAGAGGAUCUAAAAGAACCUACUGAACCAUUUAAGAGUCCGGUCAUGGCUGGUGGCCUGUUUGCUAUAAAUGCAAAAUUUUUCUGGGAGUUAGGUGGUUAUGAUUCUGGCUUAGAUAUAUGGGGUGGAGAACAAUAUGAAUUGUCAUUCAAGAUAUGGCAAUGCGGUGGUCAAAUCUAUGACGCUCCUUGUUCAAGGGUCGGCCAUAUUUACAGGAAGUUUCCACCCUUUCCUAAUCCUGGUCGUGGAGACUUUUUAGGAAAAAAUUUCAAGAGAGUAGCAGAAGUAUGGAUGGAUGAGUACGCAGAGUAUAUUUAUCGUAGACGGCCUCAUUUACGAUCGUUAGAUCCGGGUGAUUUAACGGAACAAAGAAAACUUCGAAAGAAAUUACAUUGCAAACCGUUCAAGUGGUUUAUAGAAAAUAUAGCCUUCGACCUUGUCGAAAUGUAUCCACCGAUAGAGCCCGAUGACUUCGCUUCAGGAGAAAUCAGAAAUAUGGGAGCACCAGAAUUAUGUCUUGAUGCUAAGAAGAUAAAAAAGGAUAAGAAUAUAAAUAUAGAUACUUGUAAAAAAGAUAAUUCAGUAUUGUCAGGAGAACAAGAUUUUAAAUUGACGUGGCGCAAAGAUAUUAGACCAAAAAAUAGCACAAAUUGUUUAGACGUAUUUAAAUCGGAUAUCAAAGCCCCGGUGAGCUUAUAUCCUUGUCAUGGAAAACAGGGUAAUCAGUUAUGGCGAUACGACGUAGAAAAACAAUGGUUGAUGCAUGGUUAUAUACCAAGAUGUUUGGAUACCGACCCAGGUAGUAAAAAGGUUUACGUGACUACAUGCGAUCAAUCAUCUCCUACUCAAAAAUGGAGAAUAGAGAAUGUCAAUAUGAAAGCUAUCAAUAAUUGGGAGAACGUGGGACCAAAGCUCAAAUAAAUUUCUUCCUUUGUAUUGCCAUAGAAUGCCAUAAUUUUAUAUUACAUUGAGUUACAUUUAAGCGCUGCAAUAUCGAUUGAAUGUAAAUAUUGGCAGAUCCUGCUGUUUCCAACUAGUCAUUCUACGUUGAGAUUCGAUUAUCGUUACUUUAGUCGAUUGAAAGAAAGUUUGUAAAUAUAAAAAUAAAGAUUUGUGCUCUAUGUGAGAAAUAUGGUUUUGUAUCUAAUACAUAUUAAAAGAAAUUUCUUUUUAAA